Molecule: messenger RNA, 1896 nt
Organism: Exophiala dermatitidis NIH/UT8656
Lineage: Eukaryota; Fungi; Ascomycota; Eurotiomycetes; Chaetothyriales; Herpotrichiellaceae
Exons: 2
Coding region: 1-1896 (631 amino acids)
Biological process (GO): GPI anchor biosynthetic process
Cellular component (GO): endoplasmic reticulum
Molecular function (GO): hydrolase activity
Source: RefSeq, a predicted model, not a curated record
AUGAAAACGAAACAUGUCGGCGCUGGAUCGCAUGCCCUUGCUAGGAUUAAACGUCGGCUUUGGAGCCUGCCAUCUGCAUUAGUGCUGCUUUGGAUUGUCGUCCUAUUCUGGGGCGAACGGCGAGUCUUCCAACGGAGCGCAGCACAGUGUCUUUGGCAUCAGUGGGAGUCGUGGCCAACUCACGCCCAACCUCAUCAUGUACUACUUAUAGCAGACCCUCAACUGGUCGAUCCACACACCUACCCGGGCAGACCGUGGCCGCUAUCGUCCUUGACCGUCCUAUACACCGACCUCUAUCUCCAGCGAGCAUAUCGAUAUCUACAAGAGUACCUGCGGCCCGACGCGACGUUGUUCCUCGGCGACUUAUUUGACGGCGGACGAGAAUGGGGGACACUGGAGUCGACGUCUCCAGAAGAGCGAUAUCAAAAGUAUGGCACGGACUUCUGGCUGAAGGAAUACAUUCGUUUCUCCAACAUUUUCAUACGGCCAUGGCUGAAGUAUCCUUCUGCAACCGCGGCUGAACCGACAGGACGCCGGAUCUUGGCCUCGCUUCCUGGGAAUCACGAUCUAGGCUUUGCAGCCGGCAUCCAAGCUCCUGUCAAAGAGCGGUUCGACGCCUAUUUUGGCCCUCUGAACCGCAUUGACAUCAUUGGCAACCACUCCUUCGUCCACCUGGAUACAGUAUCCCUGAGCGCCAUGGACCAAGUCGACCCGGAAACAGGCAGCUCGGGCGCCGGAGACGGGAGUGCCGCCGCAACUGCAUCCAGCAUGAUCUGGAAGCCAGUUGAAGAGUUCCUGGCCGAGGCUAAGACCACCAGAGCCAAGGCGAUUCAACAUACAUGUGAAACGCGGUUCAGUUGGACACAUCCCGCCCCACACCUGUUCUCCCCAGAAGUACGAGAAGCAGCAGAUAAUGAAGAAUUCGAAACAGAAACACCAAAAGCCAGCGCUCCUCAAGUGACUUCAUCCCAAUUUCCGACCAUUGUCCUCUCACAUGUCCCGCUAUACCGGUCCGGCAGUACAUCAUGCGGUCCGAUGCGCGAACGAGGCACCGCCAUCCCCCUACAAGCAGGCUACCAAUACCAAAAUGUCCUCACGCCGCUAGUUUCGCAGGACAUUGUCAAGCAUCUCACGGCCGAGGAGAUCACCAUGAUCUAUUCCGGCGACGACCACGACUAUUGCGAGAUUGAGCACAACGAGUUCACCGGCCGCAUCAGGGAAAUCACCGUCAAAAGCAUGAGCUGGGCCAUGGGCAUCCGUCUCCCCGGCGUCCAACUCGUCAGUCUUUGGAAUCCUAUCGACGUGGACAAUGUCAUGGGGGCUGCCGGGACGACGACAACCCCUAGAGACACAGUCCAGAACCAUCUGUGUCUGCUUCCCGAUCAACUGGGCAUUUUCAUCUGCUAUGGCCAGGUCCUCGCGUUGACCCUUCUGGUGCUUCUCGUCCAAACAGCGCGUUACAAUCCCGAAAAGGCCGUGGCGGACCAGCGCGACAAGGCAGAACCAUUGCUCCCUGUUUUUCGUGAGCAUGGGGACCGCUCCUCCCAGACAUCACAGACAUCCUCGGUUCGUAGCCAUGGUCAAAACUUGUCCACGCGCAAGAUAGGCAGCUACGGACACGUUGGUUCGUCGUCAUCGUCGCGCAGUCGCACACCGUCCCCUCCCCUGGCACCAUCAUCGAAACAGCCCCUUAUAGAUAGUUGCCGCGGUCAUGGCCGGAGCCAUGAAGACGACGACGUGGACCGAGACGACUGGGCCAUGCCCCGCGGUGCAGCGGCCAGCGUCGCCUUCAGCGUUCACAAGCCGACCACCCGCCUCGCCUACCUGGGUAGAUCCAUGUGGCAGGUUGCGUGGCCGGUUUUGUUUUUUUAUCUAUGGUUGAUUUGGAAUGGAUAA